AUGAUCCAAGCAAACAGGACCAGCUGGUUCCGGAACCUGUUGAUAUUGGCGUCAUCCCUCGGUGCGUGCGUGGGCCUAUAUCUAGCGGGCCAGAUCUACCUAGUGCACGCACUGGAAAAGGCAGAUGUAGUCUCCAGGCAGGUCUUCAUUCCCUUGUGGAUGGGGGUGAACUGGCCGUGGCAACGGCGCUUCGCUUUGCCCCAGUAUCUCCGCUAUUUCGACCCCGCUCAUCCUGCUGCUCACGCCGACAGGCACGGGCUUGCAGAGAUAGUCCAGCGAGACGACGUGGAGCACCAAGUCUUGGACUGUCUUUUUCGCCUGACCGUUGUCCGAGAGACCUUCAAGCUUCCCAUAAGCGUGAGAUCUACGCCCACCGAUACUUUCGAGCUCUGGAUCGAGCCACGACAUUGCACCUUGCAUGGGCCUCGUUUCAGAAUAGGGAAAACGGACAAUGCCGUCUCGGUCAGUUGCGACUGGCAUAUCAAGCUGGUCAAGUGGGCCUCCAAUAUAGAUGAAUUUGUCUCGGGCUUGACGUCCGAGCUCGGCACUCUUUCUACUGCAGAGGCACAAAGAAACACGCACGACAAGGGCAGCGGCCGUGUUCACCGGGCGAAUACUGCGGAAGACGCCAGCUCCAGGCCGUUAGAGGCUCUGCUGCUGCGGGACCAGCUCUACAAUUUCGUGUUCAAAGGCACCUUGAAUGUAAGUGACCUCAGUGAGCUGCGCACUGGAGUUGUUGCGUUCACUGGUGUCAUCGACAACACCCACAUUGGACUCAGUGGUGGGGUCAAGAUCGUAGCAAUGACAUUGGACGUCAUUGAAGACGGCAAGCCCAGUAUUCUUUACAAAAUUAAAUAA
Molecule: messenger RNA, 858 nt
Organism: Metschnikowia bicuspidata var. bicuspidata NRRL YB-4993
Lineage: Eukaryota; Fungi; Ascomycota; Pichiomycetes; Serinales; Metschnikowiaceae
Exons: 1
Coding region: 1-858 (285 amino acids)
Source: RefSeq, a predicted model, not a curated record